Pseudovirgaria hyperparasitica is the source of this 826-nucleotide messenger RNA. RefSeq lists its product as uncharacterized. The transcript has 2 exons. The record is from RefSeq and is a predicted model, not a curated record. NCBI's taxonomy places the organism in Eukaryota, Fungi, Ascomycota, Dothideomycetes, Acrospermales, Acrospermaceae. Bases 185 to 703 code for a protein of 172 amino acids.
AUGAUGAUGAUCGCCAUGGAGUCGUGGAGACAUGGUGACGAUGCCGUUCAUUACAGAAAGUUGAUGAUGAUGAUCGCCAUGGAAUCAUCUACACGAUUUACCAGAACAAAUCUUUUUAAGAACGCUUCACAGCGUCAAGUUCAGUCGCCAAGGCCUAUAGGUAGAUCCUUUCGACCGAUCGUCAAUGGAGCGUCACCAGACUUCCCUCAAAAUCGCACGGACAAACAUCACUCUGUGCGAAUGCUCCAGCAAGGUGGUGUCAUACUCGAUCACUCGAGUUAAGUUUGAAGACCUAGACCCUAGCCAGGAAUACUGGCCAUCCAUCUGUAGAGAUAAGGUCGGUGCAUUUUAUGGUGUUUAUUGCAAAGCACUAGCUCCUGCAGAGGACUCCUUGGUGACUCCUUAUGAUCUCAUAAAUGAGGUCUUUGCGAGGACCUACCAUUCCAUUCCAGCUCGUAAUCGGGGGAAUCUUGGGACUGCUGAGCAACAGCUUAAGAUCGGUAAGCGCAUAGAUACACAGAUUCUUCAAGAUCGUCUAGGCUUCCCACACCGCUUUGAAUGGUUCAAGGGAGAGAGCGCAGAUGAACGUGAUAAGAACAAGCACGUUCAACGUCGUUGGCUAUGGAACAGACGCAUUCGGAGACGACUUGCCACAGGCACAGGUCGCAGAGUUGGCGAGAAGUGCAACAAUGACAAAGAUUGAAGAGAGACGUCUCGCAGCCCGCAAGCGCCGUCGGAACUGAUAGCAGGCUGAUAGAAUUGUCAGUCAAGAUCACAGCGUACGACAAUGAAAAUUGCGAAUUGGUUUGAAUGAUUGGGGACUCAG